Molecule: messenger RNA, 2322 nt
Organism: Trematosphaeria pertusa
Lineage: Eukaryota; Fungi; Ascomycota; Dothideomycetes; Pleosporales; Trematosphaeriaceae
Exons: 3
Coding region: 1-2205 (734 amino acids)
Source: RefSeq, a predicted model, not a curated record
AUGGCGAGCGAGGAGCAGCGGCGCGCCUUUGCUGAAUACAUGGGUAACACGGCGGCCGCUGCCAAUCAGGCCGGUGCUGGCCAACAGAUGCAGAAUCCUUAUGCCGCUAAUCCCUAUGCCGCUGCUCAGCAGUAUCCCGGCCCAGGCUUCUCUUCUGUAAGCACUCCUCCCGCGGCGUUCCAGUAUCCCCUCGAUUUUGCUGGCGACGCGCUCGCAAAAGCAUCUGUGUCUAACAAGCUCCAGUUCCCGCAACGGGUCCCUCCCGCGGCGCCGACACCCCCAGCUGCCGCGUCGGCUCUUCCCGCGUCGAAUCAACAGCAGCAGCUUGGCUAUCCUAUGCCGCCGCCGCCAAGGCCAGGAGGCUACGUCGACCUGCCGCGAAAUUAUAACGCUCCUCCGCAGGACCAGCAGGCGGCAGGGUACAACGUGGGUUUCCAGUAUAUGAACUCGAAUGGGCCGCCCCAGCCACAGGUAAACAGUGGUACUUCUACUGCGAUAGCGCCGGUGAAUGCGCCAGGACAGGUUGCCCAUCCCCGGCCGCAGGAGACGACGGAGCAUCAUUACCAGCGACACGCCUACGAGGGCCCCUGGCCGCCUCCAGACAUAGUACCAAUGCCUGGAGCGCAGCGCGUAGUAUCCGAUCCAGCAGUUCCCGUCAUGGUCUGCCAUACCUGUAGCGAGUGCGGCCGAUUACGCUCAGCCGGUUACCAUCGCCAUCAUCCGACCGUGCCUGGCCAGCCCUUGGUUCUCUCCGCAUGUAGGAGAUGCAAGAAGAAAGCCAAGAAAAAGAAGGAGAAGCAAUCCGCGCAGAGCUAUACCAGCGUCGAUUAUCCUGACAGGACUAUUCGUAUCGAGAUCAACGAUGGCGAAUCUAGAGGAAGGGCUCGGGAUAGGGUUCAUGUGGUCAGGUAUCGCUCGGCUACUCCUCCUCCCACUCGGACCGCGGUGAGGAGCCGUAGCCAGGUGAGGGUGGCACUGCGUGAUUCUAGGGAAGAGCGCAGCCCGCCGCCGAUGUUGAGAAGGAAGAUACGGACGGAACCGCGCGUCUCCUCCCUCAGCCCGCCUCCAGAUUAUGUGCGUAGUCGCCGCUAUAGGUCGGAUGAGCCAUAUCCAGCUCCCGAACCCCAGACUCGUUAUUAUAGGGAGAGGAUCGUCCAGUUGAGCCAGUCUCCUCCAGCAGACCGCUCAAGGCCGACUAGGUUCGUCUAUCAGAACGAGGAUCAUGAGGAACCUGUUCUAGACUAUCGACCUCGCAGUCUCUCUCCUGUCCCUGUCCGCGUCCGGCGGGAGCGUCGGAGUACCGAAGCAGAAAGUCGCCUUGCAUCUCACCCUGCGCCAUUUCGAACUGUUCUUCCGGAGCAUCGAUCCUUCAUGAGAGGCUCAGAAGAAAGUAUUUCGACCGAGGAUGCACCGCGCCAUCCAGCUUCGCCGCCGCCGCCGGGGAUUCUCAGACCUUCGCGAAGGGAGCGAGAGCCAUACCCGCGCCAGAUGCGGCAAAGCCACGAGAGUACCAUGGUAGAAGUGGGAGGCCCAAGAGUUCAGUUCGGCCCUGAACCAUCGAGGAGGGAGAAUAGACAUGUGUCGGAGAGCAGCAGGGAGCAGGUCAGGAGGAAAUCAAGACAGGAGGAGGCUCAACAUUCACGCAGUGAGGACUAUGACUACUACCAUCGGCAUGCGCGGCGCGGGUACGUAGAGGGCCGUUCUCUUUCUCCCUCCCCGCCCACUCAGAGCUUUGAGCGCCUCCGUAUCCGACGUUCACCUCCCCCAGACCCGAGAAGUUACGAAGAAGAGAUUCGCGUCCGCCACGGGUCUCCUCCGAGCCGCUACGACGAGGUCCGCGUCCGUCAUGUGUCUCCACCGCCACUCCCUCGCGGCCGCAGUGCGCGCCAGACGCGAGACGAGUCCCCGGAAAGCCUUCCUUAUUCCGGCUACCGCGCAUUUCGUGGCCGCCCUAUCGAGCAAAACCCGGGCCCGUCACCGCCGCCAGAUCCUAGGCAUGAGGACUGGGAGGAUGUCACGGAGUCGGAGAGCGAGGGAGAGGUUGUGGAGGUGCGGCAGUGGAGAGGAAUUGAUGAGAAUGGCCAGCCUGCUACGUUCAGAGAGGAGAGGAGGAGGCAUCUUCUUGAGCCAGCGCCUCCGCCUCCGACGCGCGAGUUCCCCACGGAGCCUGCGAUCUCGCACUAUACGUAUAGGCAGGCUUCAUAGGAGUGGUCUGCUCGGGAGGCUUGAGAGCCUUGGUUUGGUUGGGCAAAGAGGUGGUCUUUAAAGCUUCGGCGUUGGGGAGAUUGCAUGGUAGUUCUCCUUCCUCCUGCUUUCUUGGUC